GCAGGGUCAGUUAGAUUAGACACACUGGUUAUCCUUCACCCUCCUGAUCAUCUUUCAAGGCAUUUAACAAGUCCAACCGCAGAUAAAAUGGAAAAAGUGGAAGGACCUCCUUUACAUAUUGAAACCGCUGUAGAUAAUCAAGAUGAACCAGCCCCACCAUAUCCUGGUCCCUCUUUGGACAACAAUGCAGUCAACAGCCUGCCACCACAAUCUAGAUCUGAUGGAAAGCCUGAACCUCAGCUUAUUGCUCAUACCUCUGACCAAACUGUUUAUCAGAAAAAUCCUCAACAGCAAAAUCUGCAGCAAGAUGCUCAGCCUUCUUACCAACCUGUGGGUCAGCAAUAUCCUCAGCAAUAUUCCAACCCUGCUGAUCAACAAUAUCUCCAGCCAGCUCAACAACAACAACAAUGUAUUCAGUACGUCCCGCAGCAAGCUCAGGUUGUUCAGCCUGUGAACCAAGUGGUGGUGGUGCAACGGACGCCUACUGACGCUCCAGGGAAUAUGCACUGUCCACAUUGCCAGACCACAGUGGUGACCUCCAUCGAACACAAAAUUGGCUUUUUUACCUGGUUAACUGCUGGACUGCUGUUUAUAAUAGGGUGCUGGCCUUGCUUCAUAAUUCCCUUCUUUGUGAAUAUCUGCAAGGAUGUGCAGCAUUCCUGCCCACAAUGCAACAACGUCCUGCACACCCACAAACUCAGGUGAAAGAUAAUGUUGAAUCCGGCAGCGACAUGAAAUGUAUGCAAGAUGUCUAUUAAGGUCACAUGUACUGAGUUUCCCUCAUAUCUUAUAUAAUAUAUCUUAUAUCAUAUAUUUCAUAAUUGAAAUGUGACAUUACCUUUUGCUAACUGGUGAUGCAUUGCUAACAGUUUUAAUUUAAGACU
Molecule: messenger RNA, 884 nt
Organism: Cyprinodon tularosa
Lineage: Eukaryota; Metazoa; Chordata; Actinopteri; Cyprinodontiformes; Cyprinodontidae
Product: lipopolysaccharide-induced tumor necrosis factor-alpha factor homolog
Exons: 5
Coding region: 88-705 (205 amino acids)
Molecular function (GO): zinc ion binding
Source: RefSeq, a predicted model, not a curated record